Molecule: messenger RNA, 285 nt
Organism: Metarhizium robertsii ARSEF 23
Lineage: Eukaryota; Fungi; Ascomycota; Sordariomycetes; Hypocreales; Clavicipitaceae
Exons: 1
Coding region: 1-285 (94 amino acids)
Source: RefSeq, a predicted model, not a curated record
AUGGGCAACGGGCAAGCCCAGGGUGACGAUAUCAGCAUCGGAGUCGACCGAGUUGAAUUCAUCUCCACUGCCGAGACGGUAAUUACGGAAGAUCUGGAGAAAGGAAUCAAAUUUGCCCAGGAAACGAUUCAUCUUCCAGCAAGAGAUCAGCCACAACAAGAUGCGAGCGCCCAAGUCGAUCCUCUCAGCAACCUCGGCAAUACUUAUAGCAAAUAUCAGCUGUCAGGAGACGGGGGUGAUCUCGAUGCUGUGGCUAGUGAGCUGGAGAACCUUGCUGUUUGUUAG